GGGAGCCUCCUACCUAUUGUCUGAGUUGCCUGGCAGCCAUAUUGCUAUGGAGAUGAUUGUACACUCAAGGCCUUCAGACCGAGAGGACAGGCUGGCACAGGCUUUGAGAGUGGCAGAAGAGGAGAUGCUGGCUAGCAGGAAACCAUUGUCUUGUCUUGGAUCCCAAGGUUACCUUGACACAGCUAGACUGAGACUAACAUUUCUGUUAACAAAGUGGCCAAAACCUCACUGAAUUCCCCUGAAGCAUCUGAUCCAAGACGCUGCGACAGGCCAAGAUGUCUAAAGCUGACGCUCUGCAGAGGAGGAAAUCUAGCGGAAAAUCCAAGAAGCCUUUGCCGACCAGCAAUGCAAAGAAAAUGACUCCCGAGCAAAUGGCGCGCUUCUUGACGUUUGCCGACCCCAGCGACCCCAAGGUGAAAUCCAUGUUGGCAGAUGUGAUCAUGGCCAGGAGGGCUGUCAGUGAGGAGGAAAAGGAAACGGAGCAGAAGAAACUUGUUGGGGUCCUCAAGUCCGCCGAGGCUCGGAACCGCCUUCGAAAUGCAAGACUCCAGUAUCAGAAUCUGAGAGCACAAGAGAUCAACUUCCUGAUUUCCUUCCAGAGGACUGCUAAAGGUGCUGUGAGACUGGAAGUUUUCCUCCCGCCCAGGAAGAAUCUUGCUAGGCUAGUGGACUGCAUGGAUACCGUUCAGAGGGGUCGAAUUGAAGAGAUCCUGGAGGAUGAAAAUGGCGAGAUUUUUAUCCGAAGGCCUUGAACCCAGCAUAGAACCAUGCAGCAUACAGAGAACAGGAUAUGAUAAGAGGCCCACCAGAGAAUGCAUCUCUGGAAGGCUGCAAUUUAGCAAAGUUAAUGCUGUUCAAUAAAUGUGGAUUCUUAUCAGUGGCUACAUACACACAUUGCAGAGCUCCAUUUCAGAUGUACAUCUGAUGCUGUGCAUGGAGUGUUGUACCUGGAGAUAAGAGAUAUGGGGUCCACUAAGGUGAACCAGUCAGGCAGGUGGUUUUUUUCAGCCUAACCUACCGCACAGGGUUGUUGUGUGAGGACAAACAAGAUGCCACUUUAAAGUACUUUCUGUUCCAUUGUAAGAGGAGGAGUUCUCAGCCAUGACUCUCCAGAUGUGUUGGACUACAACUCCCAUCAUCCCAGACACUGGCCAAUGGCUUAGAACAGGGGUUCCCAACCGCGGCUCUCCAGAUGUUGUUAGAUCAGCUAUUGUGGUUGGGAGUUAUAGGAGUUGUAGCCCAACAACAUCUGGAGAGUCACAGUUCAGAAUGCUUGGCUUAGAACAUGUUUCUAAUAUGUUUAAACAUGCCAGAAACAGCUGGUACAUUCUGCAUAGAGGGGAGGAUCCCACAGAGGCUCUAUUUCAAGCCUUUGCCCCAGGAAAUUCAGCAGUGCCUGAGUAAAGAGGUACCAGCACUGCUGCAAUGGCCAGCCAUACAUCCCGAGGGAUAUUGUCUCCUAUGCUUCAAGGCCCUUUGCUACACCAACUAGUGAGUAAAUUGAUUUGUGAGUCAUUCCCACUCCUAGAAACAUUUUGCUGGCACAUUUACCAAGGAAUAGAUUGUUUUGUUCUGUCCCUCACUGCUUCUCAAGACAAUAAAUACCUGUCGGACCGCAUUCGCCCGUAUGGACCUGCCUGGUCCCUCUGUUCAGCAUCUCGGGGCCCUGCUCAUGGCCCCACCACUAAUGGAGACCCAGCUGGCGGGAACUAGAGACUGGGCCUUUUCGGUUGUGGUCCCUCAACCUUGGAAUGCCUUCCUGGAAGAGCUUUGCCAUGCUCCCUCCCUCAGCGUUUUAAAGAAACAACUGGAGAUGUAUCCUUUUGGAGAGGCUUUUAAAUAUUUUAUACUCUGCUUUUAUCUGGUAGGUUUCUUAGUGUUUAGUUUUUCAUUGAUAACUUAUAAUUUCCCUUUUUAAAAAUUUGUUGUUUUGAUGGUGGUUUUAGCCUGGUGUUUUAGUUGUUGGUUUUUUAACCUUAUUAAUUUUUAUUCUGUAUUGUAUUUUAUAUUGUGUCUGUUUUAUUAAUGUUGUAAGCCACCCCGAGCAGUCGUGCUCUGAAGGGGCGGGAUAUACAUCCUUUAAAUAAUAUUAAUAAAUAGGGCAAGAAGUGUUCAUUUUGCUGUAGCAAGCUUCGUGCUGUGCAGGCAUUCAUGUCAGCCCACGGUCUCCCCACCCUCCCCUCCUUUUGAAAUCACUCUGCAUUUACACUCGAAUAUCUCAACACCUGUGACCCCGUCCGCCCACCCACGGUCCUGAACAGGAUGCGGAAUCUGCAUGCCUGUGAGAACACAAAUUGUGGUAGAUCAGCAGCCCUAUGGGUAAACCCUGUACGCACAUUGUCAACAUCCACUCAAGGCUUAGAAUGGAUGCUGGAGCUCAGCCUUGUCCCCCUUAAACUCCUUGCCUGAUUCAUAGCAGUUAAAGAAGUUAAAUUGAAUUCUUAAAGCAUGUUAGUGAUUGGGAGCCUGAAACCAGGAGCAGCUAGACCCAGAUAAACCUGUGUCCCAGAAGGAGGGGAGGGGGCACACCUUGAGGAGGGCCCACAGCCCAGAGUGUAUGCUUUGCAUUUGGAAGGUCCCAGGUCCAAUCCCUGACAUCUCUGCAACAGCCCACCUGACAGUGCCCCAAAACUACCCCCCUUUUGGUGCCCCAAAACUGCCCCCCUUUGGGUGCCCCAAAACUACCCCCCUUUUUUUACACCAAAGUGCCCAGAGCAGCUGAGCCGUGGGGGCUUUUAGGAUUAGACACACCAGACGCAGGCCAGCAGUUACAAAAUCAAAAGGGGGUUUAUUUUACCAAAGGGGUAAAGGCCUGGGUCUGAAGAGGAGUGGGAGGAGAGAGUAGUGUCAAUGCCAUGCAUUAAGCCAAAGAUAAUAAAGAAGCUAACUAGCCUCAGCUAGCAGCUCCUUGUGGACUACUCCAGGAGUCAAGGCAGAUUGAGUGCUGACUCUUCCAGUUCCACCAGGGUGCUUUCCAGCUUAGCUGCUCAACAGCAGCAAAAUGCUUCCAUUCAGGCAAAUCGCUUUCAAAACGUAAACAGCAGGGGGAGCAGUCUCGUGGAAACUAAUAACCCGAAAAAAACCAGCAACUUCUUUACACUGGAUAUAUGACAUCAUAGCACUAUAUCGUAGUGAUUAAAUUCAAAACAAAGCAUUAGAAAUAUGAGCAGCACCCUGCUGUCAGUGAAGGGACUGCGUGUCACAACACAGGAAGUGUGGAAACACACUUCCGAGAUUUGUCAUGACCCAAUUGCAGGGUGUAAUCUGGAAAGCACCCAGGCAGGCCGACUCCAACUCCGACUCCUCCUUUGAAUUAGACUUCCCAGGGACACACACGGGCACUCCAGGGUCUGUCCAAUCACUGUGAAACUGUGCAAGGCUUCCAAGGCUUUGCCUGCAACAUUUUGCUAAACACAAACUAAAGGGGGUUGCAAAACAUAGGAGCGAGAGGUCUACACUCCACGAGGGCAAGGACUUUGCUACAAUCUCCACCAGAAUGUAGCUCAGGUAGUGAGGCUACGAGAGAUCUCUGCCACCUUGAGAAAUUCUUGGAAUAGAGAAUGGCUCGGUCCUCACAAUUAUCCAAUGCUUGCUUGCUCACUCACUUGCUCUCUCACUCUCUAUAUCUGUCUGUCUGUCUGUCUAUCUAAUUUAUUAGAUUUUUCUACCACCUUUCAUUAAAACAAUCUCAAGGCGGUUGACAAAACAUGUGAAUCAAUAUAAAACUAUUAAACAGUUAAACAGUGCAAAUAUUAAAUUGGGAUAUAAAAAUACAAACUGAAUUAAAAGUUUAAAAAACAUACACCAUUAGACCAUAGAAUACAGAGCAGCCACAACAAAAAACAGCACUCAUAUACUGAGUGUUCAGCUUUAAUGUGGGUUAUCACCAUUAGCGUGAUUGUGUGGAUCCAUGCCAAGGUGAUUUAUGGCCCAAGUUGAAUCUGAGAGUCCCACCUUGGCAUGGGUUCACACAACCAUGCUAAUAGAGAUAACCCACAUUAAAGCUAGAUUCAAAUGAUUGUGUGAACGAGGCCAAUGUUAGGCUAGCCCAGGGGUUUUCUAAGAGGUGUGGCCUCUUUUUCUCCCGGUGCAUGGGCUUAUCUUGGAACUGAACCCAGGAUGUCUUGCACCCAAAGCAAGCAAGCAUGCCCUAAACUCUGGAUAAGCUCAGCAGGAAAUGGCAGUGUAUGAUAUGUUGUUCCCCUUUUUCCUUCUAGAAGCGAGUUUCAAGGCUGAGAGAAGUUUUGAACUCAGAUCUCCCCAGUCCUAGUGUGAAACUAGUCACCACAACAUGGCAGUUGUCUUAGCACAUGAGUAUAUAAAGCAGUAUCCUAUGAAGGGUGGUCAUGCCAGGUUUUACUUGAUAUGGUAAACAAAUAUAUGAGUUGUGUAGUUUAAUACUGAGUUGUAAAAAGGUGAGGGUUUCUCUUACUUUUGGUAUUCGGUUAUGUACAGUAUGUUGGAGUGGGGAUUCCAGUCCAUGUUGAUGAUAAAGCUAUGAAACCAAAAGAUGGCUAUUUUCAUUAAAAACAUAGUGUAUAUCUAUUAGCUAUAUAUUUAAUUCUCUAAAGCAUACCUGUGGCUAAUCCCAUACCUGUGGCUAAUCUGUAUUCUCUGCAAUGAGCUCUUUCUUGACCUAAAGAGAUUGUAGGAGCUCAAACACCUGUCACGCCUCUCGUUUGUAAAGGUUAGUUUUGCAUAUGUGAAGAUAAGACUCUGUAGACUGACUGUAAUCCAAUAAAAAGAACAAGGAACCA
Messenger RNA from Hemicordylus capensis (graceful crag lizard), 4757 nucleotides. RefSeq names its product LKAAEAR motif containing 1 (gene LKAAEAR1). Lineage: Eukaryota; Metazoa; Chordata; Lepidosauria; Squamata; Cordylidae. Bases 276 to 752 code for a protein of 158 amino acids. The transcript is spliced from 5 exons. The record is from RefSeq and is a predicted model, not a curated record.